This is a messenger RNA of Hirundo rustica (Barn swallow), 4420 nucleotides long. Its product is annotated as endogenous retrovirus group K member 6 Gag polyprotein-like. Gene Ontology annotation, molecular function: nucleic acid binding; zinc ion binding. Lineage: Eukaryota; Metazoa; Chordata; Aves; Passeriformes; Hirundinidae. Gene Ontology annotation, biological process: viral process. The coding region runs from base 401 to 1780 and encodes 459 amino acids. The record is from RefSeq and is a predicted model, not a curated record. The transcript has 2 exons.
UGUCUCGAGGGUGCCACCCCCAGGCGGCAGACGUCACGGAGCUCGACUCCGCCCACCAGCAGCUUGCUGGUUUCUGAUUUGUCUGCCCCCAGUGAUUCAGAAACAGCUGCUGCAUUACUGCAGAUGGACGCGCGUCCAAAACUAUCUCAGAUUUUACACAUGUAUCCAGAACUUGAAAGCCUUUUGAAAACUCCGAGCCCGCAGAAGCCAGCUGUCGACGUGUCAUCGUCACCCAGGGGCGGAACAGUGAAGCCACAAACACGGAGGGCAUCAAUCACACCGAGCGAGGCACCUUUCAGCUACGAGACACCUACGUUACACCGUUUCUUUCCAGUUUCAUAUAAAAAAAUCAACUUCUUCAGAACAGCAGUUCAAACAAAAGCCGAGAGAACCUUUGCCGAUGGUGAGGGAUGAUGAGGCUGCGGAAGAGGAUCAGGACAUGUCAAUUACAGAUGACGACAUCAUCCGGAUCACUGCUUCAGCGGGCAUUCCUCUCCGGAAAGCAAAAGCACUUGAGUUUUCACAGCAAGCUUCAUCAUUCUUGUUAUCUAAGGACUUUAUGAAGCAGUUUUUCCGGCAAUUCACUGAAGCAGCUUCAGAAUUUCAACACGACCCCAUGUCUUCUUUCUCUCGAAUUUUUCUUCCUAGGAAAGGUGCUGCAGAGAAAUUUGAUGAUGCCCAGCAAUCCCUGGUUCCUGUUCUUCGGGAAAAGGAAAAGGAAACAAAACAGGAUGAGGUGCAGCCUCAAAAACAGGUGGAUCCUGGAAAGGAUGAAGCAGCAGCAAAACUGCAAACACAGCAGUCAAUUCCGGAAUUGGACAAGACAAAGGCUUCUGGUGCACCAGAAUUUCUUGCAACAGACUGGACGGAUAUAAGGAAAUAUGCAUUGAAGGGGGAGAUGCUUCCGAUGGGUUCAAGAGGCAUGGCCAUGCCAGUGACUUAUGAUGCACAGGAUGCAAACCCAAGAUGGGAGCGACUGGAUCGUGAAGUCGUCAGGGAUCUGAUGAAAGCCGUUCGUGAUAAUGGAUUGGGGUCUCCGUACUUCAAACAACUUUUAAAAGGGACAUUUAAUAUAUAUGAUUUAACACCAUUUGACCUCAAAUCCCUUGCUUCAAUGAUCCUCACUGACUCACAAUUUAUCAUCUGGGAAGCAAAAUGGAGAAAAGCUCUUAAUGAGCUCAGAGUCAAAUACCAGGGGGGAGCAAAUGCAGGCUUCACCGUUGGUCAAUUGACUGGUGAUCCACCACUUGACAGUCCAGCACGUCAAGCCAGAGUUUUUCCUCGAGAAGUGUUGGCAGACAUCAAGAAUGCAGCCAGAAAGGCAAUGGUGCAAAUUCCACCAGCAGGAGUUACAGAAAGUAGUUUCACAGAUAUAAAGCAAGGUCCUUCAGAAUCUUUCACCUCAUUCAUCAAUCGUCUCACACAAGCAGUGGAGAGGCAAGUCACUGAUGAGGGGGUGAAGUCACAUUUGAUUCAGUGUCUUGCAUUUGCAAAUGUCAAUCCAGAAUGCAAACGUGUCAUCAGUGCAAUGCCAGGCCAACCUUCUAUGGCAGAAAUUCUAGAGGCAUGCAGCAAGGUGGGGACACCACAGCACGUUGCCACGAUUUUGGGGGAUCAGGUGGAAAAGGCUGUCAAAGAAGCAUUCGUGAAUUUUCAACAAAGGCAGUGCUACAAGUGUGGCAAACAGGGGCACUUCAAGAAGGACUGUCCAGAACUUGCAGAGAUCGCAAGCUCACUGGAUGUUUGUCCAAGGUGCGGUAUUCAUGUUUGCAGUGCGUGAGAACAUUGUUGUAACACAGAAAAUCGGUUGGACCGAAGUGGCUGGCGGUGAGGCACAUGAAACCGUACCGAGUCCAGACGCAAGCAGAGGCAGACACCAAGACUGGAGGAAGAGAAGUGGGCACGCAGACCUGAGCCAGUGUCAAGACAGCAGACAUCCCUUCGUUCUACGUGCAAAAGAGACUCUGGGACUUGAGUUUUCUUUGGGGCUUGGGUGGUGUUGCAUUUUUAGGGAUUCCCAUGGGAAAAAAGCCAUUGAAAAUGAAAGAACUAUCCUUGUGCCUCAUUCUCUCCUUAGUUGCCUUGAGCAAUGAGGCAGUUUUGCCCGUGGCUCAAUCAAAAGAGAAUGUUUGGGAAACUCUAGCCAAUGCAUCAGGUUUGGAUACCAUCUGCCUGACACACUCAAGGCCAGGGAAACCCUUUUCAACUUGUUUAGUGGGGUUGCCAGUGAGCAAAUGGCUGAUUCCAGAAAACAACCCUCCAGUGAUUUCAAAGUGCAUUGUGAAUCCAGUGGACCAAUGGGAUGUUUAGACGAAGUUCCUUCCUGUGGCUUCUUUUGAACCUCAGGAACUGGAAAUUCUUGGAUCAGUCCAAAUGCAAUUUUGUGUGAAAUUCGGCCUUUCUGGAGUGGCACAAAAUAAAACUAUAGACGUCACUCCAAACCUCAAUUUUUACAGAAAUUCAUCAUCUUGGUGUAAUUACACUAAGAUGUUUGACAAGCCAUCCAACCAUGCCCCAGCAGAAUUGCCGAGAGGAAACUUUUUCAUUUGUGGGGACAAAAUUUGGCCCACAAUCACCGCAAAUGCCACAGGUGGUCCAUGCAGCAUUGGAAUGCUUUCAUUGCUAACACCCAACAUGACACUGAUGAGAGAACUAAAAUAUAGAGGGAAAAGAUCUAUCAAAAUGUAUGAUCCAAAUUGUGAUGACGAUGUUCACACAUGGAACAAGGCUCAGAGAAUUGCAGUUGCACUUUUUUCACCACAGGCAGCAUCAGGAGUAGCCUUGACACAAUUGGAUCAAGUGGGUUGUUGGCUGAGCAAACAUGCCCGAGCCACUUCUCUUGCACUGACAUGUUAUUAGACGUUGACAGUGUAAGACGAGCAAGUCUCCAAAACAGGGCAGCGAUAGACUAUCUAUUGCUGACCCACAGGCAUGGGUGUGAGGAAUUUGAGGGAAUGUGCUGCAUGAAUUUGUCAGAUCAUUCCAAAUCCAUUCAUGAGAACAUCAAGCAAUUGCAGGAGAGUGUGAACAAACUUGGAGAGGUAACUGGGUCAUGGAUGGAUGGUGUGUUCAAUUUGUUUGACCUUUCACCAUUGUGGAAGGAAAUUUUAAAAACAUUUAUAUAUAUUUUAGUAGGGCUUGUAAUUCUUCUCAUGAUCUUGCCGUGUUUGCUUCGAUGCAUACGGCAGGCCAUGGACCGGGUUGCCAAAGAGGUGUUUUUGGUUCAAACAGGAGGGGGAGAUGUUGGAGUCCAGGGCAUUCCUUUGGCUGCCCUGGAGGGUCAGAGACCUGGACAUGGGGGUCUGGGACCCUGGCCAGGAGCCCAGAGGGACAUUGGCUUUGAUCUCAGUCCAUGGGAAAGGCUUCCUGCACUGCGGGAAGGAUUGCAAGCCACAAGAGUGUGAAAGACAGUAGUUUAGCUUAUCACAGGGUGAGGAAACUGUAGAUUUGGGGUUUUAGUAUUGAAGUGAAUGGGGGCAAGAUGGAGGAUUUGGGGCGUUGUCUCCUGCUUCUUCUUUCUUCUUCCCUCACUCCAUUUUCUGCAGUGACGGUGGCACAAAGUAGUUUAAAGAGAUUGGGUCAAAGUAGGGAUGACCUGUUUAGUAUAAGUGAUAGGUAUUGGCAAAUAAUGAUAAAUAAAGAAUACGUAGCAAUUAGUAUAAAAGACAGAGACAGCCCAGUCCGGGAGGAGUCACCAGAUGCCCGAGCAGCUGCACAGACCUUUGUUGGGCACUGAGAAAAUUGUAAGAUAAGAAACAAUAAACGAAGCGUGCAACCUUGAAAAAUCAGAACCUGAAGACUCCAUCUCUUUCUUGCGUUUGGCUCAGAGCUUUGCAGAGGGCAAAAAGUCUCUAAAACCACCUGAAUCUCAGAGAAAAAAUCCGAGAGGAAAUGUGAUGGGAUAUUGGGGACUGUGAAACUUGGCACGACAUAAAUGGUAUGGAAUAAGGGGUAGAUAUUUUCCUGGUUUCAGCAGGGAUAGAGUUAAUUUCUUCUCAGUAGUCGUUACAGUGCUGUGUUUUGGAUUCAGAAUGAGAAUGAUGUUCAUAACACGCCAAUGCUUUGUUUGUUUGCUAAGUUGUGUUUAUUCAAAGUCAAAGACUUUUUUCUUUGUCACAUGCUCUGCCAGUGAGGAGGUUUGCAAAAGAAACUGGAAGGGAACCCAGCUGGGAAAGGUGACCCAAACUGACCAAAGGGAUAUUCCAUAUCAUAUAACGUCAUGCCCAGUAUAUAAACUUGGGGGAGUUACCCAGAAGGGUGGCUGUUCUGGGUUUGGGAAAGGGGGCCUAGCAUCAGUCAGUGGGUGGUGAGAAAUUGCAUUGUGCAUCACGUGUUUGUUUCCUUUUUAUCAACAUUAUUAUUAUUUACCAUUAUUAUUGUAUUGUACUUUAUUUUCCAUUAUUAAACUGUUCUUAUCCCA